UCCUCUGGUUCAAGAUCUCCGAUUGCGCCGGCAGACUUCGUUCGUACACGGCGUUACAUUAAUAAUAUCCCGCUCUUUUCUUCUUCUUCUUCUUCUUCUUCUUCUUCUUUCUAUCUCUGAAAGGCUAAAGAAAAAUGGCAGACCAGGCAACGAGUUCCGUUGCUGCAAACUCUAUGCCUUCAAGCAGUGAAAGAUCAUCUAGCUCCGCUCUUCAAAUCAAAGAAGGUAUGGAGAGUGAUGAAGAGAUCAGAAGAGUGCCGGAAAUCGGAGGAAGAGAAAUAUGCGGAACUUCAGGAUCGGGUCGAGAGAUAACUUCAGUGUCUGGUCCGGAAAGGGUUCAUUCAACUUCUGAAGGGUCUAGGAAGAGAGGAAGAAGUCCUGCAGAGAAAGAGAACAAACGGCUCAAGAGAUUGUUGAGGAAUAGGGUUUCUGCUCAACAAGCAAGGGAAAGGAAGAAGGUGUAUUUAACUGAGUUAGAAGUUAGGGUUAAGGAGCUUGAGAAGAAGAACUCUGAAUUGGAGGAGAGAUCAUCUACUUUGUUGAAUGAGAAUCAGAUGCUUAGACAUAUAUUGAAGAACACUACAACAGGGAUUCAAGAAGGAAGGAAGUAAGAAGAUGGGCUUGAACCAGACAGAGAGAUUUCAUACUUAACUAUUGGUUAGGUUCUUUCUUGUUACUUUUGAAACUCCCAAAAAUGUAGGAUUGAUAAUAGGUUCUUGUUAACAUAUAUAUAUAUAAUUAUAGGGUUGUUGUUAAUUACUUACUGGCUGACUGUAUGAUCUAUCAAACCAUCAAUCUUUCAAUCUUACAUGACUUCAUUCAAGUUUAUUCAGUUCAAUUCUACAUG
Messenger RNA from Impatiens glandulifera, 847 nucleotides. RefSeq names its product transcription factor HY5-like. The transcript is spliced from 4 exons. Gene Ontology annotation, cellular component: nucleus. Gene Ontology annotation, biological process: positive regulation of transcription by RNA polymerase II; regulation of photomorphogenesis; red or far-red light signaling pathway. The record is from RefSeq and is a predicted model, not a curated record. Gene Ontology annotation, molecular function: DNA-binding transcription factor activity, RNA polymerase II-specific. NCBI's taxonomy places the organism in Eukaryota, Viridiplantae, Streptophyta, Magnoliopsida, Ericales, Balsaminaceae. The coding region runs from base 135 to 611 and encodes 158 amino acids.